UAUCGAGUUAUAUGGAUGUUACAAAUACUGUGUCGAUAACAACAUUCUUUGAUGAAUGUCACUACCAGUAAACGUCAAAAAUUUUGUCGCAUGUUUGCUAAUCGGCAAACAAUUAGAAAUUAGAAAAUGUCUAUAAGUAUUGAUAUUAAGCUGAAACGAGCUAGUAAAGUAUACCAUGAAGGGGAAAUAGUUGCUGGUUUUAUAUUGCUAAAGACAAAUUCGGACGUUAAACACGAUGGAAUAUUUUUGUGUAUGGAAGGUUCGGUUAAUUUGCAACUUAGUUCAAAGAAUUUUGGUAUAUUCGAAGCUUUUUAUAAUUCUGUAAAGCCAAUACAGUUAAUACAGUAUACCGUAGACGUUGCUCCAAGUGGUAAGAUACCCAGUGGUAAAACUGAAAUACCAUUCGAAUUACCAUUAAAACCCAGAGGAACUAAGUCUUUAUAUGAAACAUAUCAUGGUGUUUUUGUGAAUAUACAGUAUCUGAUACGUUGUGGUAUAAAAAGAAGUUUCUUGGCAAAAGAUGUGUGGAAGUCAUUGGAAUUCAUAAUGGAAGACAAAGCGCCUCUUAAGCCAGAUAGAGAACCCAGCAAAAUAGUGUCCUUCAAAAUAAUGCCAGAGUCUUUGCAAAAUACAAGAGAUAGAACUAAUAUACCUAGAUUUUGCAUUUCAGGGAAAUUAGAUACAUUGUAUUGUAGGAUUUCUGAACCACUGACAGGAGAGAUGGUAAUUGAACAUUGCGAGGCUGUGAUAAAAUCAAUUGAACUACAGUUGGUGAGGGUAGAAACAUGUGGUUGUGCAGAGGGAUAUUCUAGAGAUGCUACAGAAAUACAAAAUAUACAAAUUGGAGAGGGAAACCCCUGUACAAAUUUGUCUAUACCAAUAUACAUGAUAUUCCCCAGGUUAUUUACAUGUCCUACGCUAAGCACAAGUAAUUUUAAAGUUGAAUUUGAAGUUAAUCUGAUCAUAGUAUUUGAAGAUGACUACUUGGUUACAGAAAAUUUUCCAAUUAUAUUGUUAAGGUAUUAAAUUUUCUAC
This is a messenger RNA of Dufourea novaeangliae, 1035 nucleotides long. RefSeq names its product Down syndrome critical region protein 3 homolog. The transcript has 6 exons. NCBI's taxonomy places the organism in Eukaryota, Metazoa, Arthropoda, Insecta, Hymenoptera, Halictidae. The coding region runs from base 127 to 1026 and encodes 299 amino acids. Gene Ontology annotation, cellular component: endosome. Gene Ontology annotation, biological process: intracellular protein transport. The record is from RefSeq and is a predicted model, not a curated record.